UCACAGCAUACUGCCAUCUCGUUCUUGCACGUCGCUGAGUUGGAAGUUCGUGGGAAAAGUGUGUUGCUUUGCGGAGUUUUAUUGCAGGAUUUCCCCAGAUAAAUCGUGUAAAAAGGUGAAAUUCCGAGAAAUUCUAACAUGUAGGAGUCUGAAGUGUGUGCAGUGAUAAAAAUUGUGCGUGAAAAGUUGGUGAAAAAGUGUGAAAAGUGAGGUGGAAAAAUGGCCCCACCAGGUAAUGGGAUUUUCGUGGUCAGGGGCGAAUUGUCCACCCUGACAACAGCCAUGAGACGUGGGGCGCGCUGGAGUGGCAGCAAUUCCUACCAGGAUGAGGAGCAAGACGGUCUGCUGAAGCCACUGCACGAGCUGAAGAACAUCCUCAUUCAGAGUGAGGAUUUGCGCCUGAUCGACCCCAAUGUGUUCCUGAGCCCCUUUCUGGACAUCAUCAAGUCGGAGGAAACCACUGGUCCAGUGACAAGUUUGGCCCUGUCGGCUGUUAAUAAAUUUCUCUCUUACGGACUGAUUGAUCCCACGCACGUUCAUAUUGCCACAACUGUGGAAAACAUCGCGGAUGCCGUGACCCAUGCGAGAUUCGUAGGCACUGACCAGGCUUCUGACGGUGUGGUGCUUAUGAAGAUCGUCCAGGUGCUGCGCACACUGAUGCUGAGCCCCGAGGGCAGUGCUUUGACCAAUGAGAGUGUGUGCGAGGUGAUGCUGAGCUGCUUUCGGAUCUGUUUUGAGCCACGACUCAAUGAGCUGCUGAGGAGAACAGCCGAGCAAGCUCUGAGAGACAUGGUCUUGCUCCUGUUCAUGCGUCUGCCGCAAUUUGUAGAGGAUCGGCAGCCCUUCAAUCUGGCGAAGAAGCUGAAGAUGAUCGCGGGCAGUGACGGUGGCCAGAAGAAGAGGAAGAGCAAGACAGUGCCGAAGAUUCCUAAAGUCACUGCCUUGAAAGCCGAAGAAGGUGAGCAGGAGCCCAUUAGUCCCACAGGAAUGACACUGAAACCACCGCCUCUGGCCACCACACCGGCCACUCCUGCUGGGAAUAUCGUGGACAUGCGAGGGAAGAUUGCCGAGACGCCAAUUUCGUCCCUUAUUCAAACCCCAAAGCGUCCAGAAGAUCCUGAGACGCCGGAAGUAGUCGCUGAGGGAGAGAAUGGGAAAGAGACUGAGUCUCUGGAUGAGGAAAAGAUGCCACUGAAUCGUCAUGAGAGUGUCGAAUGCGAAGCUGAUGUGGAAGAUGAACCGGAUGAGGGAAAAACUGUGAAAUCCCGUGAGGAAUAUGUGAAUUCUGUGGGUGUGAGAUUCACUCAACAGCGCAGCAUCACGACAGUCCUUCUCCCAUAUGGACUACCGUGCAUUCGGGAGCUGUUUCGCUUCCUCAUCUCACUCUGCAAUCCGCUGGACAAACAGAACACCGACAUUAUGAUGCACAUGGGCCUAAAUCUCCUGACAGUCGCUCUGGAGAUUGGCGCUGACAGUAUUGGGAACUAUGAUUCUCUUCUGGUGCUCGUGCGGGAUGACAUGUGCAGGAAUCUGUUUGCUCUGCUCAACACUGAGCGUCUCACCAUCUUUGCGGCGGAUCUGCAGGUGUGCUUCCUGCUCUUUGAAUCCCUCAGAGGUCACCUGAAGUUUCAGCUGGAGUUCUAUCUGACCAAAUUGGCGGAAAUCAUCGGCAGCGAGAAUCCACGGAUGCCGUACGAGAUUAAGGAGCUGGCCCUGGACAAUAUGCUGCAACUGUGGCGCAUUCCGGGAUUCGUGGCGGAGUUGUACAUCAAUUUCGACUGUGAUCUUUACUGCACGAAUCUCUUUGAGGACAUCACAAAGCUCCUGUCGAAGAACAGUCUGUCCGCCACUCAGGCCAUCCACAGCACUCACAUUCUCUCCCUGGACGCCCUGCUGACGAUUCUGGAGGCCAUCAAGAGGAACUGCGUGGCCACGAAGGCGGGAAAUACAACUACAGUUUCGAGACACUCGAGAAACAAUUCCAGCUGCGAGAGGAUUGUGAUUGAGAGCGAUGUGAAUCAGAGUGGAGCCGAGAGUUCAGCUGUGGAGGUGGAGAACAUCAGUAACUACAUUAAUUUGUCUCAGCUGGAGCGAUAUCAUCGCAACUGUGAAGAAGAUGCACCCGUGAGUCACGAUCAGUUGGCGAAGUUGAAGAAUAAGAAGCGGAUUCUGUCCCAGGGAACGGAGCUGUUCAAUUCGCGUCCUGAGAAGGGAAUUCUGUAUCUGCAGGAGAAUGGAUUGCUGAAUCCUGUGCUGGAUCCGAGGGAAGUGGCGCACUUCUUGCGCGAGAAUUCGGGACUGGACAAGAAGAUGAUUGGCGAAUACAUAAGCAAGAAGAAGAAUGUGGAGAGUAAGAUUCUGGAGACAUUUGUCAAGUCCUUUGACUUUACAAAUUUGCGAAUUGAUCAGGCGCUGAGAUUGUACUUGGAGACGUUCAGAUUGCCGGGUGAGGCGCCGCUGAUCUUUCUGGUGAUGGAGCACUUUGCUGAUCAUUGGCAUCAGUGCAAUGGAGAGCCUUUUGCCAACACCGAUGCGGCCUUUAGGCUGGCGUAUGCGAUCAUAAUGCUGAACAUGGAUCAGCAUAACUACAAUGCCAAGCGAUUGAACAUACCCAUGACGGUGGAUGACUUUCUGAAGAACCUGAGGGGACUGAAUGGCAAUCUGGAUUUCGAUCAGGAGAUGCUGGUCAGUGUGUACAAUUCGAUCAAGAGCGAGGAGAUUGUCAUGCCGGCCGAGCAGACGGGCAUUGUGAGGGAGAACUACUUGUGGAAGGUGUUGCUGAGGCGUGGCUGUGGCCGCGAUGGGCAGUUCCACCAUGUGGCAGGAGCCGCACACGAUAGAGAGCUGUUCAGGAUUGUGUGGGGACCAACAUUGGCGGCACUGAGCUUCAUGUUUGACAAAUCCAGCGAUCCCAGCAUCAAUCAGCGCGCCAUUCGUGGAUUCUCAGCUUCGGCGAACAUCUCUGCGCACUACAGUCUGCACGAGGAUUUUGACGCCCUCGUGCUCACACUGUGCAAGUUCACCACGCUGAUCAGUGUGCCGGAGGAUGCCAAUGAGAUUGGAACGAGUGUGGCUUUCGGGCAGAAUGUGAAGGCGCAAUUGGCGCUGAAGUGCACCUUUGGGCUGGUGCACGAGCACGGAGACACGAUGAGGGAGAGUUGGAAGAAUAUCCUGGACGCUAUGGCGCAGCUGUUCAAGCUGAAGCUCCUGCCGAAAGGAUUGAUGGAGGUGGAGGACUUCUGUGAGGCGUCAGGACGUGUGGCUCUGGUGCAUGCGAAACCGCAGCUGGUGAAGUCAGAUGCUGGCCUCCUCAGCAGUCUGUACUCGUAUCUCAGCUCGGAUAGCCAGCGACAGCCGUCUUACGAGGAGCAGGAGAUCAUAAAGGUGUCCAGGAAGUGCACCAAGGAGUGUCAAGUGGAUCAGAUCAUCACGGAGUCGAAGUUUCUGCAGUUUGAGUCACUGCAGGAGCUUCUCAAGUGUCUCUUUGGGUGCAUCAAACCGCCAGAGAGUCACAAGUCUGUGGGUGUGUCAUAUCCUGAGGAUGUCACGGUGUUCCUCAUGGAGCUCUCUGUGCGUAUUCUGAUCCACAACAGAGACAGAUUGCUGCCACUGUGGGAAUCGUGUCGGGAGCCACUUUAUCAACUCCUGAUCGGUGCGGCAAAGUGUGGCUAUGAUUAUCUGCUGAAUCGCACCAUUGUAGCCAUUCUGAAGUUGGCUAUCUAUCUGAUGAGGAAUGAGGAACUUUGUCCAGUCGUCUUGCAGAGUCUGAAGAGUAUUCUUACACUGAAACCACGUGUGAUUUUCCGCAUCUCCAGGCAAAUCUCGACGGGAAUCUAUGAGUUGCUGAAGACAAGUGCUCAGAAUAUCCACACAGAGGCCGAUUGGGCGAUUAUCUUCACACUGCUGGAGUGUGUGGGAGCGGGAGCAGUGCUGGUGGAGUUUGAAGAGGCAUCAAAUGCGGUGAAUGGCACGAAGUCCGAUGGAGCGCUGAGCAGUGAGGAUGAUUCGGGGCUUCCGGAUCGUGGCUACACAUCAGACUCCGAGGUGGGAAAGAGUGGGCAGUUGUCCACGACCAGCACGCCUCUGAUCAGUCCCACGAGUGCAGAGAACUGGAUUCUGGUGAACAAGGAUGCGGCUGAUGUGCAGAUGGCGAGGCCUCUGUCGCCCAUCAACACGUUGGCCUACACGUGCAAGCUGGUGGAGCACAGUCCGGUGGCGCUGGUGAAGUGCUGGGACAGUUUGGCGUUCAUUGUGAGGAAUGUGGCGCACAUCACGCCGUACAACUUCGAAAGCUGCGUGAGGUGCAUGAGAACCUUUGUCGAGGCAUCGUUGAAUGGCGGGCAGAAGACGCUGAAGGCGAAGGCGAAGAAGGCAGCGGCGCGGAGGGACAGGAAGCGCGAUGAGAGCACGGAUAGUGAGGAGGAAGAGAUGCCCGAGAGGUAUCCAACCAUAGCUAUCCAGUUGCUGGAUCUCAUGCACACUCUGCACACGCGGACGGCGCAGAUCUUCCGCUGGUGGGCCGAAGAGGGUGGCGUUCUGCCGCAUGGCGGAGCCUUGUGGGCGCAGGGAUGGUGUCCACUGCUUCAGGGCAUCGCCAGAUUGGCCACAGAUCAACGCCGGCAAGUGCGCACGAGUGCCAUCACGUGUCUCCAGCGAGCUCUGCUGGUGCACGAUCUGCAGACAUUGAGCGGCCCAGAGUGGGCGGGAUGCUUCAAGCAGGUGCUCUUUCCACUCCUGUCGGACCUCCUGGCGGAAUGUCCAGCGCCCAGCGAUCCCAGCCUACUGGAGGAGAGCCGCAUGAGGACGGCGACGAUCAUGUCGAAGGUCUUCCUGCACCAUCUCACGCCACUCAUCGGCCUGGUGGGCUUCGCUGAGCUGUGGCUGGAGAUUCUGGACUACAUUGAGCGCUUCAUGAAGGUGGGAUCAGACAUGCUGCACGAGGCGAUGCUGGAGAGUCUGAAGAAUAUGCUGCUCGUGAUGCACUCCGUGAGAGUGUUUCACGCUGCCGAUGGUGUGUCUCAUGCUCCACUCUGGGACGUCACCUGGUCGCGCAUUUCCCUCUUCCUGCCGCACCUCAAGGAGGAGCUGUUUAGGGAUGAUACUAUUCCAGCUGCCACAAAUGUUCAGCCUCUUCAGCAGAGUCCGGUGGACAGUAUUCCUACUCCGCCGAAGACCAGCAUCAUCCUCCAGCCGCCGGUGCUGAACCAGGAAGCGCCUCCGCCAGCGAUUCCCCUCCUCGUUGGACGGGCAUGUCCAACAGUGACGGCGGCCCCAGUUCCCAUCCUUGUGCCCAAGGCGCCUUCCCUGCAACAGCCAGUGACUCCACCUCAGGUGGCGCAGGACAGUCAGCCCUUUGUCAAUCCUGACUUCUCGAACGUGAUUGAGCUGCCCGUGACCCCGAGUCCGCCACUUGCGGAGCCCGGAGUGCCGCUAAGUCACUUGCUGGCCGGCAAUCAGUAUCCCAGCCUCACGAAGGUGCCACCGAACAUCGCCCAGAGCUUUGCGCCAGUCUUCGUGCAGCCGCAGAACAUGCAAUCUGAGACGGACAUCUACAGUGACUACGUAAAGAAUCCCUACAAUCUGACGCUGCAGGGUGAGGCUGAGGCGCCGCCGCCGUCGCAGGAGCGACAAGAGCGGCCGGAGACGAGAGUCCUGGGCUCUGAGGGUAGCUCCAGGGAGUCCAAUGUAUUCCAAUCGGCCAACUACUUUGGCAACGACACCGGAGUCAUUCCGCCGGGGUCCGAGGUGUUCUUCGGGGGGCCCUAG
Messenger RNA from Phlebotomus argentipes, 5766 nucleotides. It is a transcript of the gene garz, whose product is annotated as Golgi-specific brefeldin A-resistance guanine nucleotide exchange factor 1. The record is from RefSeq and is a predicted model, not a curated record. Gene Ontology annotation, biological process: regulation of ARF protein signal transduction. Gene Ontology annotation, molecular function: guanyl-nucleotide exchange factor activity. Lineage: Eukaryota; Metazoa; Arthropoda; Insecta; Diptera; Psychodidae. The coding region runs from base 220 to 5766 and encodes 1848 amino acids. The transcript is spliced from 6 exons.